AUGGAGAACGGAGCUACAGAAGUUAAUAGUCUCACAGAACAAAUUUCUAACUUAGAAACUCAAGAACCAAAACAUAAUGCUUUACAAGAAUCAUCUCAUGACGUAGUUGUUACCAGAGUUGAUGAUGAUCCUAUACUUUCUGUAACAACUUUUGAAGAUUUAAAAUUGAAUGAAAAUCUUUUGAAGGGUAUCUACGAAAUGGGUUUCACGAAACCAUCGAAAAUCCAAGCGAAAGCUUUACCGUUGCUUAUUAAAACUCCCCCACAAAACAUGAUCGGGCAAUCUCAGUCCGGUACGGGUAAAACAGCGGCAUUCGUAUUAACCAUGUUGAGUCGAAUAGAUUUCGAUUUGAAAUCAUUACAGGCGCUCUGUUUAGCACCAUCAAGAGAGUUGGCUCGUCAAAUCAUGGUGGAAGUUCUUAAAAUGGCAAAAUAUACACCAGUAAUGACUGCAGAGGCAAUUAGAGAAUCCAAUGUCAAAAGUUAUACAACUGGUAAAAGUAGAAAUGAAGAAUUUGCUGAAGCUCAAUUGAUUGUUGGUACUCCUGGUACCGUCUACGAUUUGUUCAGGAGGCGUAUUAUCAAUAAGAAUACCAUAAAAAUCUUUGUGUUGGAUGAAGCUGAUAAUAUGCUGGAUCAACAGAGUUUAGGAGAUCAAAGUAUCAAAAUAAAAAAUAUGAUGCCCAAGGACUGUCAAAUUGUCCUCUUCUCGGCAACUUAUUCACGAGAGGUUCGAUCUUUUGCCGAAAGAUUUGCACCGAAUGCAAAUCAAUUUAGUCUAAAGGUUGAAGAACUAUCCGUGAAAACCAUUUCUCAAUUUUACAUGGAUUGCAAAAACGAGCAGCACAAAUUUCAGGUUUUGGAUGAUCUGUACACUUUACUUACAAUCGGUCAAAGUAUUAUUUUCGUGCAGAAACGUGAUACCGCGGACAUUAUUGCCAGACGCAUGACUGAGAAUGGCCAUAAAGUCAUUAACCUUCAUGGAGGUCUUUCAGCAAACGAACGUGAUCAUGUGAUGGAUGGUUUCCGCAGGGGGGACGCCAAAGUAUUGAUUACCACUAAUGUGUUGUCGCGUGGUAUUGAUGUCUUACAGGUCAACCUAGUGAUUAAUUAUGAUUUACCAACGGAUGCUACUGGCAAACCCGAUUUCGAAACUUAUCUUCAUCGUAUUGGACGUACCGGAAGAUUUGGUCGUACUGGAGUGUCCAUUAACUUUGUUCAUGAUGCAAACAGUUGGGAAGUUGUAAAAUCAAUUGAACAACAUUUCCAGAGAGAAAUCAUCAAAAUCGAGAUAAUCUUUCCAUUUAAUAAUAUUUGCUAG
Messenger RNA from Funneliformis caledonium, 1320 nucleotides. NCBI's taxonomy places the organism in Eukaryota, Fungi, Glomeromycota, Glomeromycetes, Glomerales, Glomeraceae. The record is from the annotation of a GenBank genome assembly.